Messenger RNA from Linum trigynum, 4239 nucleotides. The record is from the annotation of a GenBank genome assembly. Lineage: Eukaryota; Viridiplantae; Streptophyta; Magnoliopsida; Malpighiales; Linaceae.
CUUCUUGCAUGCUUGUUCAAUUCGUGUAUGUCAUGAUAUUUGGUGAGAGUAGAUAUGCAUUAGAAGACCUCGAGGAAUAUGACCCUAGGCACAUAUAAGAUUAUCACUCGUGAUUUCUACAUCAUUUUUUUGGCACACGAAGAUUUCUAAUCAUAUAUAAAAGCAUCUAAUCAUCUUAUGCCUAGUAUAGAAUCUUUUUUGUUUUUUUUUUAGAUUUUCUUAUGAAACCAGUACUAGAAGUUAAACUAAAAACCUAAAGAUCAUGGAAGAGAUACUUCGAGAAGGAGGAGUUUCGAGUUCACCCAUCUUGAAGACAAAGGAAGGAGCAUCUAUCUCAAGAGGAGAAGAGCCCUCAAGCCCCAGCAACUUUAAGAAAUCCUUGGAAGAGAAGGACAACAUAGACGAAGACAACUUUGAUCGGGAAGAAGAGGGAGCAUCUUCAACACCUUCAACGCCAAUAAUGGGUGGAGAAGAAGGACAAAGACAAGUGGUCAUUCCACCAACUCUUUAUGAAUACCUGAAGCAUUGUUGCGCCACCAACAACCAUAGAGAUUAUAACUCAACUCAUCCAAAUGGUGCAACAAGCAGGUAAGUAUGGUGGCAGGAAUGAUGAUGAUUCAGUGUAACACUAGAAGACAUUCUCAAAGAUCAUCGAUCUCAUAUCGAGAGAUGAUGCUACCAAAGAUGGGACUCGACUAUGACUUUUUCCAUUGUCACUUGGAGGAGGAGCAAUGUAGUGGCUCAACUGCCAUCCACCAGGAACCUUCACCACAUGAGACACCCUUUCACCAACAUUCAUCAAGGAGUACUUUCCAUUGAUCAUAAAAUUUAGGUCAAAUGCAGGCGGAUCGACCUAAAUCCGUGAGUGACCCGCCCGCAUGCCCAGUCCUACACGAGCCAAAGCCACAUGAUCUUGACUAGGUAUUAUGGUCUAAAUUGAAGAGAGUAUCCACACAUAUAUAUUUCUUGCAAAUUCAGCUACCUUCCUUUCCUCUCUUUCUAUCCGUCCUUUGAAUAGUCUUAUCUUUUCCACCAUCGUUCGUAUUGAGAAGUCAUCGAGAAAGAGAGGAGGCAAGCCUUUCACGUGGAGGUGGGCUGACGAAUUGCCCUUUUGCAUGCAACUGCAAAUCCACCACCUAAUUAUAUACUGCCCCCUUGCACUUCUACUACUACUUGACGUGUCUUUCAAUUGCGUGACUUCGAUUUUAAUUUUCUGUUUUUUGUCUUUUCCCUUGUUCCACAAACAAACCCUUCUUUUCCAACUCACAAAUAUUAUUAUAUAUAAUUCACAAAGACACAUAUACGAGGGGAAAAAGGACUUUGCAGCUACUAAUUAGUUUGUCCCCCGUGAAAAUAAAAAGUAGAGAUUCAUUCAUAUUCGUGUUUGCUUUCCAAGUUUCCAAAGGCCUCAUUUUGGUUACACCUUAGCUUACCAUGAAUGAGGAAAGGAAACAAACAUCCCAAGCUAAAUUCAUGCAAACCCACCACGUGGCGCCCUCAGAAUCCAUUCCUGUGUACAGUUGGAUGUGCAUCUCAUCCACAAUCCCAAAACCUAGACCAUAUGAUCAUAUUCCUGCCACAGGACAGGGUACGAUGUGAAAACGAUGGCUAAACAAACUGACAAGACCAAUGACAUUAUUUAUAUCCAGUUGAGCAGAUAAUUUUACUUGAACAGAUUGGAUGUAUAACCAAAUUAUGUAUUUUUAUAAAGGACUCUAAAUUAUAUAAUAUCUACAAGAACAGUUUAAUCUAAAUAAUUUAAUAUAUAUAAUGAAUUUAUAUUGUAUACUAAUUAAUUAACAUGCUCAUAUUAAAAUAAAAAAACUCAUAUGGAUUUAAUUUUUACAAAUAUGAAUACUACAUGCUUAUGGAAAAGACGGAUAAGAUUAUAUAUGUUAUUUGAAUCCCUUAUGCAUCCACUUAAUUUGUAGAUAAGGAUAAUGUGGGUUGAUGUGACUUGAAUCGGACUACCAGCCGCUUCGAUUGGUAGUCGGGGGGGCCCGCGGUGUAUGGGCUCAAUGUUAUUUGGGUUCGGGUUUCGGGCCUGGUCUGUAACCUCCUUUGUCAGAUUGGGUUAGGUUUAGACCCACAUGUAGAAGUACUAUAUAUACUUGUCAUACUCCUUUGUAAUCUGUAAUCUCCUCGAUAUAGUGAAACUGGCUCUCUCGCCCGUGGACUAGCUAACACACAUCGUGUUAGUGAACCACGUAAAUCGUGUUAGUGAACCACGUAAAUCGUGUGUCUGUAUUUUUUCAAUUCUCGCUUUCGUAUUCUUGCUUUAUCGAUUCCGACAAUUUAUCGAUCCGUAGCCGCGCGUUUAUAACAUUACGAUAGUUUGUGAAAAAGAGAUUAGAUAUAUAAUCAUUCUAAGGAUCAUUUUGAAUGACUUUUGAAUUAUAUAAAAUAAAUUGGAUAUUGAUUUUAAAAUAUUUAUUCAUAUAUUUAUUGCACUGUCUUGGGGGCAGUUAGUCAUUAAAAGCUUUGCAGGUACUGUUACUAGUCAAGUUUAUUAAAAAAGAGGAUUAAGAGCCGUAAUCAAGCGGCUUGGCGGGGAACAACGGAACGUAAUAAUUGAGCAAAGGAACCAUUCAACCAGAACCAAAACCCAUCCUAUCAAUUGUCAAAUUUCAUCAGAUCUCUUGAAAUAUUAUUAUGACAAUUAAGUUCUGAUAAGGAUGUGUGCGUGUCUUUCUUUCUCUAGAUGAUCAGUUAAUUUCUUCAAAUUGAAUUUUCCGUUUGAUUUGUUGUUUGUGAUGUAGUCAAAGUUGUCAAUCCGCAUAUUGACCCACUUUGACUCUGACCCGAUAAAAAAAACAUGUUGCACGCACUCGGCUGGUCGACCACUACAAGGUAUCGGAUUGGAGGUCACAUUGUGUCAUUUUUUUUUCUUUAGUUUGCGAAAUGCGCCUAUUUUCCAAUUUUUCUUUUCGCCUAACUCAAUCUUUGUAAUCCUUAGUUGAACAUUUGAAUAUUGAUGUUAUGUAAGUGUGUGUGAAUUUUCACUAUAUGUUGGAUUUAAGUACGACAUGUUACUUUGGUUAAUGUUACAAGUUAUUACUCAUAUGUUAGAUGAGAUUUUAUAUAAUUUAUCAGAAUAAGUAUAAUAUAAUGACUCUUUCCAUAUUUCCGGACUAAAAUGGGUGAUCCAUUAACCACUGACCCACUAGUUUGACCGGAUCCGGGUCAACCCGCGGAUUGACAACUUUAGUGUUUUAUUUUACGUGGGGUGGGCCUGAGAAGGGGAAAGUUCGAGGACAAUUUAGUCAUCCUGAAGAUGAUAAUGAGAGGCGGUUUUCUUAAACCAUUUUUCUGAGAAUCUUUUCUUAAACCAUUUUUGUUCUCGUUUUUUGCAACUUAAACUCAUAUUCAUGUGAGAGAUUUUUUGCAAUCUUAUUGUUAUAUCCAUGUUUUCGGGUACUAAUACAUAGUAUUCGUUUCAUAUAUUAAAUAUUAUACCUAGAAUUAACACCAUGAAGAUGAAGUGUGUGGUUACUGGGGCUGAAGAUAGGGUGCAUAACCAUGGUUAUAUUCAUGGUUAUGCACCCAUCAAUAACUAAAUUUGGACCCUUUAUUCAGAAAAUUCAGAUAUAAGGAUGGAGAAUUAAAGAUCAUUUUUAUUUUUCUUUGUUUUCUUAAUCGGCUCAUAUCUUCUUCGUUUUAACUUGGAUUUCAAUUUUUUUGCACAGAUGGAACGAGUUCCUUGUGCUCUACAAAACGAGAUCCAUUUUCAAUAUUUUUUUAGGAAAAAAAUUCUUGCCUCUCUGUACCAUCUGCAUACCAUAUGGUAUCUUCUUUGUUUUUAAUUCGUUUUUGAAAACGUUCAUCGUGAUUUAUUGGAUCUACAAAUUUCUGGGUGAACAAAUUACAGGACCAAAAAAUACCACAAAAUACCACCCUGGUACGAGGUGGUAUCUUGUGGUAUACAGUGUUAAAAGUGGAUAUCAUUUUGGUAAAAAACGGCUAAAUAUUUUUUUUCCAAAAAUAUAUCAAAGUGGAUAUCAUUUUGAAGAGCACAAUUAAUAUGAUCUAACUGUGCAAAAAAAUUAAAUUUCGACUUAAAACGACUGAGAAAUCGUCCGACAAAGAUUAAAGAGUGGAAAAUUAAAGACUUUCCAAGAGAAAUGCUGAUUUCAUGCUGAUAUGAGCGAGUUACUCAUGAUUACUCACCACAAAAUUACUCACAUUGUGUCCGUUACUAGUUAUAGUUGCUUGAUUGUUAAAUAAAUAACUGCGUUAUUU